CACCUGAAAGUGACAAAAAAAUCCGCACAGAGAUCAAAGCUCUUGUUUUCUUCUCCGGCAGGAAUCGCAAUUCAAGCUAAAUUUCUGUAGCCUCUCCUUCUUCUCCGUCAAACUACUUCCCUUCGAUUUCCUAUUGAAUGAAUGUUCCGCAGUGGCCACCUGCAGGUGGAACGUUGGGUCCUCAAAGUUUUAGUUCUCCCUUACCUGGACAAUUUCGACCUGUGGUUCCAACACAGCCAGGUCAGCCAUACGUUCCAGCUGCUUCCCAACCAUUUCGACCUCUAAAUGUUGGGAUGCCUGCUGUUCAAGGUCAGCAUUUGCAAUACUCUCAACCAAUGCAGCAGUUUCCACCAAGGCCGGGUCAACCUGGAGUUGCGACACCAUCAUCACAGAACAUAGCAGCACCAUACGCUCAACCGAACUGGCCUCUUACACCUGCUGCACCACAAUCACAGCUUAAUGCUCCCCCCUUUAAUAGUCAUGUGGCUGGCUUAGGUGCUUCUGGGAUGCCAGUGUCUUCAUCAUAUAGUUUUGUGCCUUCUUCAUAUGGCCAACAACAGAACCCUGUCAGUGUACCAACACAAUUCCAGCAAGCAUCUGAAGUGCAUGCACCUGUUGCACCAGUAGCAGGACAGCCUUGGCUGUCCUCUGGAAAUCAAAGUGGCCAACAACCUGCAGCCACUUCUUCCACAGAUUUACAGUCCUCCUCUGAUUGGCAAGAGCAUACAUCUUCUGAUGGGAGAAGAUACUACUACAACAAGAAGACUAGACAGUCUAGUUGGGAAAAGCCUCAUGAACUGAUGACACCAAUUGAGAGGGCUGAUGCAUCUACAGUUUGGAAGGAAUUCACCACUCCAGAGGGAAGGAAGUAUUAUUACAACAAGGCUACUAAACAGUCAAAGUGGACAAUUCCUGAGGAAUUGAAGUUGGCUCGUGAACAAGCUCAGAUGGCAUCUAGCCAAGGAACCGUUACAGAAAUUGGAAUGACUUCUCCAGCCCCUGAUCCAGCUGCUUCAGCUACUGCUGUUUCCUCCGCUGAAACACCUACUACAGCUAUCCCUGUUAGCUCCAACACCUCACUGGCUUCCAGCCCAACUUCAGUUACACCUGUUUCUAAUCCUUCCCCUACAAUUGCGCAAUCUGCAGCAGCAAGUGCUUCAGGAGUUCAACCCUCUGUAUUAGGUGUUACUCCACCUGCUGCUGUUGCAGGAAGUCCUAGUGUUGCUGCUACUUCGGUGAAUGCUGGGCUAACAGUAGUGAGUGGUUUUGAAAAUAUAAAAUCUCAUGAUGCUGCACAUUUGGUAGAUGGAGCUGCUGUGCAUGAUAUUGAGGAAGCCAAAAAAGGAAUGGCAGCAGCUGGGAAUGUUAAUGUAACUCCAGUAGAUGAGAAAACUGCAGACAAUGAACCUUUGGUAUAUGCCAAUAAGCUGGAGGCAAAAAAUGCUUUCAAAGCUCUUCUGGAAUCUGUAAAUGUUCAGUCUGAUUGGACUUGGGAGCAGACAAUGAGAGAGAUAAUUAAUGACAAAAGAUAUGGUGCUCUGAGGACAAUUGGUGAGCGGAAGCAAGCAUUUAAUGAGUAUUUGGGUCAAAGGAAAAAACUGGAGGCUGAGGAGAGGCGCAUGAGACAGAAAAAAGCUCGGGAAGAAUUCACGAAGAUGCUGGAAGAGUGCAAGGAACUUACAUCAUCCAUGAGAUGGAGUAAAGCUCAAAGUUUGUUUGAAAAUGAUGAACGGUUCACGGCUGUUGAACGGCCUAGAGACCGAGAGGAUCUUUAUAAGACCUACAUUGUGGAACUUGAGAGGAAGGAGAAAGAAAAGGCUGCAGAGGAACAUAGGCGGUAUGUAGCAGACUACAGGAAAUUUUUGGAAUCCUGUGAUUUUAUUAAGGUGAACAGCCAGUGGCGGAAGGUUCAAGAUCGCUUAGAGGAUGAUGAAAGAUGCUCACGUCUUGAAAAAAUCGAUCGCUUGCUUGUCUACCAGGAUUACAUUCAUGACUUGGAGAAGGAAGAAGAGGAAAAGAAGAAGAUACAGAAGGAACAAUUGAGACGUGCUGAGCGGAAAAAUCGUGAUGCAUUUCGCCAACUAAUGGAUGAACUUGUUGCUGAUGGCACGCUAACUGCUAAAACUCACUGGCUUGAUUAUUGUUUGAAGGUCAAGAAUUUGCCUCAAUAUCUUGCUGUUGCAUCAAAUAUAUCUGGUUCAACCCCAAAAGAUUUGUUUGAGGAUGUUGCUGAAGAAUUAGAGAAGCAGUAUCAUGAAGAUAAAACUCGCGUAAAGGAGUCAAUGAAGUUGGGCAAGAUUACAAUGAUUUCUACAUGGACAUUUGAGGACUUCAAGGCUGCCAUUUCAGAAGAAAUUGGUUCUCCACAAGUAUCAGAUAUCAACUUAAAGCUCAUAUACGAGGAUUUACUUGAGAGAGUCAAGGAGAAGGAGGAGAAAGAGGCUAAAAAGCGCCAGCGUCUUGCUGAUGAUUUUACGAAGCUAUUGCAUACAUUUAAGGAGAUAACUGCAUCUUCUAAUUGGGAGGAUUGCAAGCUGCUUUUUGAAGAGAGCCAAGAAUACAGAUUGAUUGGGGAGGAGAGCUUUGGGAGGGAGACCUUUGAGGAGUACAUUACUUACUUGAAGGAGAAGGCCAAGGAAAAAGGACGCAAGCGUGAGGAGGAGAAGGCUAAAAAGGACAAGGAAAGGGAGAAAGAAAGAGAAGAGAAAGAGAAACGGAAGGAGAAGGAUAAGGAGAGAAAGGACAAGGAAAGAGAACGUGAAAGAGAAAAGGAACGAACUAAGAAGGAUGAUACAGACAGUGAAAAUUUGGAUGCAACAGACAGUUAUAACCAUAAAGAGAGGAAAAAGGAAAAAGACAGAGAUAAGAAACACCGCAGACGACAUCAAAGUGCUGCUGAUGAUGGGAAUUCUGACAAGGAUGAUAAAGAGGAACCUAAGAAGUCCCGCAGACAUAGCAGUAGCAGUGACCGGAAAAAAUCAAGAAAGCAUGCAUAUUCACCUGAAUCGGAUGGUGAAAGCAGGCACAAGAAACACAAGAGAGAUCAUCGGGAUGGUUCCCGUAGAAACACUGGUUACGAGGAGCUAGAAGAUGGAGAACUAGGCGAGGAUGGAGAAACCCAGUGAUUUGCCAUCAUCCUAGCCUUUUCAGAUUGUUAACAUUGGUGCAUAGGUGAUGUUCAGGCACUUUCUAAUCUACACCUCAUGAAAAAUGCUUGGAUAGUAGGAUGUGUUUUCAACUCUUCUUCUUUGGACUUCUCGCAGCCUGAAUGCCAGAGCAAAACUCUCCUUUCGUGACAGAAAUGAGUGUCAAUGAGAAAAUGAUUCACAUAUGAUGUUUUCUUACAAGAAAUAUUACAAUUCAAAUUAUGAUUGGCUCUUUCUGAAUGAAUAUUAUACAUAAUG
Rubroshorea leprosula is the source of this 3404-nucleotide messenger RNA. Lineage: Eukaryota; Viridiplantae; Streptophyta; Magnoliopsida; Malvales; Dipterocarpaceae. The record is from the annotation of a GenBank genome assembly.